AUGGAGGGGUGGGACAAGGGCACGAAGAGCGUGGUGGGCGAGAUCCCGCUGCUGUCGACGCGGGCGGGCCCCCGGGACGGCGAUGCGUGGCGGCAGCGGCUCAAGGAGGAGUACCGCGCUCUCAUCGCCUACACCUCCGUCAACAAGGCCAAGGACAACGACUGGUUCCGCAUCGCCGCCGCCAACCCGGAGGGCACCCGCUGGGAGGGCACCUGCUGGUACGUCCACAACCUCCGCCGCUACGAGUUCCCCCUCCAGUUCGACAUCCCCGUCGCCUACCCCCAGGUCGCCCCCGAGAUCGAGCUCCCCACCCUCGACGGCAAGACCCACAAGAUGUACCGCGGGGGGAAGAUCUGCCUCACCGUGCACUUCAAGCCGCUGUGGGCCAAGAACUGCCCGCGGUUCGGGCUUGCCCACGCUCUCUGCCUCGGACUCGCGCCGUGGCUCGCCGCGGAGGUGCCCAUCCUGGUCGACUCGGGCAUGGUGAAGCACAAGGACGAUGAGGCUGCUCCUGCAGAUGCCGCUGCUGCGUCUGGCUCUGCCGCUGCCUCUUAG
Triticum turgidum subsp. durum (durum wheat) is the source of this 555-nucleotide messenger RNA. NCBI's taxonomy places the organism in Eukaryota, Viridiplantae, Streptophyta, Magnoliopsida, Poales, Poaceae. The record is from the annotation of a GenBank genome assembly.